This is a messenger RNA of Lodderomyces parapsilosis, 855 nucleotides long. RefSeq names its product uroporphyrinogen-III synthase (gene HEM4). Bases 1 to 855 code for a protein of 284 amino acids. Gene Ontology annotation, molecular function: uroporphyrinogen-III synthase activity. The record is from RefSeq and is a predicted model, not a curated record. Gene Ontology annotation, biological process: uroporphyrinogen III biosynthetic process. Lineage: Eukaryota; Fungi; Ascomycota; Pichiomycetes; Serinales; Debaryomycetaceae. The transcript has a single exon.
AUGAGUAACACAGUCAUAUUAUUAAAAAACCCUAGCGCACCAUAUGACCCAUACCAUGACUUACUCCUAGCCAAAUCAUACAACCCGCAAUUUAUUCCAUUACUUCAUCACACUCAUAGAGAUAAAGCACAAACGAUUGCUUACCUUACGUCUAACGAAUUUAUGAAACACACCGAUUAUUUCAUAAUUACCUCGCAACGUGCAGUUGAAAUGUUGCGAGAGUGUAUAGAGGAAAUAGAUCAAAACGAUGUCAUGCGAUAUCAUCAUCGACAGAAGAUCUUGAGCAAAGUGGGGUAUACUGUAGGGCCAGCGACUUAUAAGAUCUUGAAGGAAGUUGGAUUCGUUGAUGUACGAGGUGGUGUCGAUGCUGGAAAUGGUUCCAAGUUGGCCAAUUUAAUCAUGGCUCAAGUAUACCCCAAUACAAAUAUUGUAUUUUUCACGGGUGAAAUUAGAAAAGAUAUCAUACCUCGAAAAUUGAUUGAUAUUGGAAGAUUCGAGCACUUUAAGGAGUUUGUUAUGUACAAAACUGGUGAAAGGGAUGAUAUCAUUGAUAAAUUUAGUGCUAUAGUUGAUGAUGGAUGCAGCAAUGUCAAUGUGAAUGGUGGUGGUGAUGAAGGUGCUACUAAAUCAGGUGGAUGGAUUGUAUUUUUCAGUCCUCAGGGGACAAAGAAGAUUAUUGAGUACUUGAAGCAACUGAGUGAUAGUGGGGGCAAUUCUGUGACCAAGAGGUGGAAGUUGGCUAGUAUUGGACCUACAACAGAAGAAUAUCUCUUGUCUAAUGGGUUAACUCCCGACACCAUCGCUGCGAAACCAGAUGCUGCUAGUUUAGUUGAAGGGAUAAUCAAAUGUGACUAA